AUGUCUGUUACUUGGCCAGAGCAGUACGCUCUUUCCAGCUCUACACAUGUCCCAAACAACAUCUUACCAGCUCUGAUAUAUCGAGAUGUUCUCCCUGUUCCGGUGAACCCUGAACUUUCAAAGCGUCUUUGUGAGCGGAAUGGCUGGGAAAAACGUGUAAGUGACUGA
Alternaria alternata is the source of this 168-nucleotide messenger RNA. RefSeq lists its product as hypothetical. The transcript has a single exon. The coding region runs from base 1 to 168 and encodes 55 amino acids. NCBI's taxonomy places the organism in Eukaryota, Fungi, Ascomycota, Dothideomycetes, Pleosporales, Pleosporaceae. The record is from RefSeq and is a predicted model, not a curated record.